Molecule: messenger RNA, 1884 nt
Organism: Notolabrus celidotus (New Zealand spotty)
Lineage: Eukaryota; Metazoa; Chordata; Actinopteri; Labriformes; Labridae
Gene: gpd1l
Product: glycerol-3-phosphate dehydrogenase 1 like
Exons: 8
Coding region: 166-1221 (351 amino acids)
Biological process (GO): carbohydrate metabolic process; glycerol-3-phosphate catabolic process
Cellular component (GO): glycerol-3-phosphate dehydrogenase (FAD) complex; cytosol
Molecular function (GO): NAD binding; protein homodimerization activity; glycerol-3-phosphate dehydrogenase [NAD(P)+] activity
Source: RefSeq, a predicted model, not a curated record
GUCUCUGCGACGCGAGGUGACAUCAUCAGCAGGAGACGCUCGUUGCCCGGGAUCAUCGCGUCCCCGUUCUGUCGCUGUACUGCAGAGUGUGUGAGGAGGAUAUAUGUGUGUGUGGAAGUGUCACAGGUGUUUCUGCAGGUAACACUCACACACACUCUCAGAGAGAUGGCCGCUCCGUUAAAAGUGUGUAUCGUCGGCUCUGGAAACUGGGGCUCGGCCAUCGCCCGGAUCAUCGGGAGUAACGCCACGGCGCUGCAGUGUUUCGCCUCCACCGUGAAGAUGUGGGUAUACGAGGAGAACAUCAAUGGCAGGAAGCUGACCGACAUCAUCAACACGGAGCAUGAGAACGUCAAAUAUCUGCCAGGGUACAAGCUGCCCGAGAACGUGGUUGCAGUCCCUCGGCUGUGCGACGCCGCGGAGGGAGCAGACCUGUUGGUGUUUGUGGUUCCUCAUCAGUUCAUCAGGAAGCUGUGUGACGAGAUGUCGGGCUGUGUGUCCUCCAGAGCUCGAGGGAUCACGCUCAUCAAGGGUAUAGACGAGGGUCCUGAAGGUUUGAAGCUGAUCUCUGACAUCAUCAGGGAGAAGAUGGGGAUCGACGUCAGCGUCCUGAUGGGAGCGAACAUCGCCAACGAGGUGGCCGCUGAGAAGUUCUGUGAGACCACCAUCGGCAGCAGAGUGCUGGAGAACGGGCUGCUGUUCAAAGAGUUGCUGCAGACUCCGAAUUUCAGGAUCACCGUGGUGGACGACGCAGACACGGUGGAGCUGUGUGGAGCUCUGAAGAACAUCGUGGCGGUGGGAGCAGGUUUCUGUGACGGGUUGCAGAGCGGUGAUAACACUAAAGCGGCGGUGAUCCGUCUGGGUCUGAUGGAGAUGAUUGCCUUCGCCAAACUCUUCUCCAAGAACGGAUCUGUCUCCACGGCGACCUUCCUGGAGAGCUGUGGCGUGGCCGACCUCAUCACGACGUGCUAUGGCGGCAGAAACAGACGAGUGGCCGAGGCAUUCUCCAGGACAGGGAAGAGCAUCGAGCAGCUGGAGCAGGAGAUGCUGAACGGUCAGAAGCUGCAGGGUCCGGCCACCUCAGCCGAGGUCUACCACAUCCUGAGACAGAGAGGCCUGGUGGAGAAGUUCCCUCUGUUCACGGCCGUGUAUCAGAUCUGUUUUGAGGGACGGUCGGUCUCAGAGAUGAUCUCCUGCCUGCAGAGUCACCCGGAGCACAUGUGAGCUGAGGAGGAGGAGCUGAAGGGAUCCGUCUCUACCUUCAGAGUGAAUCACACUGAUCAGGGCUGUGUCAGGGUGUGUGUGUGGUCAGCUGUGUGUCGUUACCUGCUCUCAGAUCUUCACCUGAAGAGAUUUGUGUGUUCAUACCUGCCAGAGAGUAUCACCUAACCUGAGAGUUUAGACUCCAGUCUCUUUGAACUCCAGCUGCUCAGAUUGAAUCUGAUUUUAAAGAUAACCCUGACCUUUUACAUUUUUUAAAGGUUUGUGACCAAACGUGUUAAAUAUCCUUUCUACCUGACACACACACACACACACACACAUAGUCGUCCUGCAGCGACGUUCAUCAGUUUGUAAAAGGAGCCGGUGAAGACCUGUGCACACCUGUUCUCUCUGUUUCUGUCUGAUGCCAUUUCCUGUUCUGCAGCAGAGCAGCUCUCUAAAGGGUUAAUAAAGGUUUAGUUUAACUCCACCUCAGGUAACAGCCUCAGGUAAACAGAAGUCUCUUCCUGACACGUCUUUCAGUAAACUGCCUCAUGAACAGAUCAUACCUGUAAUCCUUCAGUUUGUUAAAUGUAUUACUGCCUUCUGAACCAGCGUACGUGUUCACACAGUGUUUCUGUAAACUGUUGCCAAGUCAAAGAAUCUUCAUAAAACUUCUCAGAGCAC